This is a messenger RNA of Hypomesus transpacificus, 13558 nucleotides long. Its product is annotated as protein piccolo-like. Gene Ontology annotation, biological process: presynaptic active zone assembly; protein localization to synapse. Gene Ontology annotation, molecular function: metal ion binding; structural constituent of presynaptic active zone; protein binding. Lineage: Eukaryota; Metazoa; Chordata; Actinopteri; Osmeriformes; Osmeridae. The record is from RefSeq and is a predicted model, not a curated record. Gene Ontology annotation, cellular component: cytoskeleton of presynaptic active zone; GABA-ergic synapse; membrane.
AUGUUUGGUUUUGGCUCCUCCAUCUUCAGUUCUGCCUCCACUUUGAUCACCUCAGCUGUUCAGGAUGAGCCUCGCCCCACACCUCCAGCUUCCCCCAAGGUGACUGCUUCAGCUCAGGCCUCUCCUAAGAUGCCACCUGCUAAGGAGACCAAACCACCUGCUGCUCAGAAAGCAGAGGAGAAGAAACCAGAGCAACCCCAGCAGACCAAGGCUCCUCCAUCAGAACAGGCCAAAAUGGACAAGACCCCAUCAGAGCGUCCAAAGUCAGCAGCAGCCUCCCAACCAGCUCCCAAAGCAGGCCAGUCCACCUGUCCUCUCUGCAAGGUGGGAAUCAAUGUGGGCUCCAAGGACCCUCCCAACUACAACACCUGCACACAAUGCAAGAGCACUGUCUGCAACCAAUGUGGAUUUAACCCCAUGCCUCACAGCAAUAAGAAGGAAUGGCUGUGCCUGAACUGUCAGACUCAGAGGGCUUUGUCUGGACAGCUGGGAGACAUGGGCAAGAUGUCUGCACCUGCCCUCACCAAACCCACACCCGCAGCCUCCAAGACCGAGGCCCAGCCCAUACCUGCAGCCUCCAAGACCGAGGCCCAGCCCACACCUGCAGCCUCCAAGACCGAGGCCCAGCCCAUACCUGCAGCCUCCAAGACCGAGGUCCAGCCCAUACCUGCAGCCUCCAAGGCCGAUGUCCAGCCUGUACCUGCAGCCUCAGUGACAGAGGUAAUGGCCACACUUGCCGCCUCCAAAGCCGAGGUCCAGCCCAUACCUGCAGCCUCCAAGGCCGAGGUCCAGCCCGUACCUGCAGCCUCAGUGAUAGAGGUAAUAGCCACACCUGCAGCCUCCAUGGCCGAGGUCCAGCCUAUACCUGCAGCCUCAGUGAUAGAAGUAAUGGCCACACCUGCAGCCUCUAUGGCCGAGGUCCAGCCCAUACCUGCAGCCUCCAAGGCCGAGGUCCAGCCCAUACCUGCAGCAUCAGUGGUAGAGGUGACGGACACACCUGCACCAGACAAGGCAGAGAUGAAACCAGCUCCAGCCUCUGUGCAAAAGGAGGCAGAGCCAGCUAAGAUGGAGGUCCCCAUGGCAGAGAAGCCUCUGGCUGAGGCAGAGGUGAAGACAGAGGCUAAAAUUAUGGAGCCACUUGUGAGUACCCCUGUGCUCACUCCAGCCUUAGCACCAGAACCUCUGCCUCCAAUCUCUGCAACAGUGUCUGCCCCUAAGGAAAUCACUGAGGUAGAAAAAAUACCUGAAGCUAAGGCUCAAACGGUAGAACCGACAAUGCCACAGGUGAAGAAGAUCGACGAGCAGGCUGGACAACAGGUGUCACAACCAAUGGCAGCAGCAGACACAACGUCACCAGAGACAGCACCAGAGACAGGCCAACCUUUGACAACAACAGAGAUUGAUAGCAAGCAGAAAGAAGUAAGGAAACAGGAGCUUACCACUGUUCCAGACAUCCUUCCAGCAGACACUGCUGUGAAGGAGGUGGUGUCCAGUCCAGUCAUCCCCAGUUCAGAGCAAGAACUGACAGAGGCUGAAGAUCAUGCUAAGGAACAUGACCAUCCAGAGAUCCUACCCAUAUCACAGGGCUCCUACACCUCUGAGGAGGAACUGAAGGAGGUAAAAGGGGUUAGUGAAUCUCCUGUGACAGACAAGACCACAGACUCAAUCGUGAUCAAAAAAGAGGAGGUUGAGAGGAGGCGUCUGAGUUACCGACCCAUGGAAGAGAGCAGUGGGAGUGAACUUACCCCCUCACCCCAGCCCCAGAGAAGGAGGCUGAAGGUAAAUAUGACCUCCUCCAGCAGUGAGGACCUUCAAGCCGACAGCCCAGACUCUUCUGUGGACGACGAAGAGUUCAUCCGGAGGCAGAUAAUGGGCAUGACCGGAGCCGAGGAAGAGAUGUCUCUCUCGGAAGAUGAGGAAGAGUUUAGAAAGGAGGAUACCACCACUGAAAAGACGCUGGAGUUGGAUAACAUCCCUAAAACAGCCGAGCCAUUGCCCGAAAAAGAUAACGCAGGCAUUCCAGCCAGACGGCCAUCUCUUCCCAAGCCUGAAGACCCAACCACAGAGGAGAGACUAGAAACCGAGACCACCAUCGUCUUUAAAAAAGCCAUUCCGAGGAUGAGGCAGAGACAGAGCACUGACGAAGUGGAUGCUGAGGUGGAAAGUAUCACGGAGUCACUGGAUGACAAGUCAAAAGGUGACGGUUCAUCCAGCGUCCAGGUGUCUAGCUUCACUCCAGGAGCCUCCCCCACAUCUGCCUCUUCCCUGGAGGAGGACAGCGACAGCAGCCCCAGCCACAGGAGGGCCGGCGGGGAGGGAAAACUGCACCGCAAAGCCAAGCACAGGCAGGCCGGACAGGCCCUGCCCACCAUCGAGGACUCCUCCGAAGAGGAGGAGAUGAGGGAGGAAGAGGAGCACCUUCGGGAGCAUGAGAACCAGAGGGAGGGAGACCUAAAACCGGAAAAGAGGAGCUCAAAGAAGUCCAAGAGGGAGAAAGAUGAACUCCGGACUCAGAGAAGAAAAGAGAACCAGCUGACUUCGCCCAGUAACCUGUCACCUAUUGAGGAUGCAUCACCCACAGAGGAGCUGAGGCAGGCCAAGGAGAUGGAGGAGUUGCGCAGGACAUCAGGCUCGGAUUACUCCCCCAGCAUGGAGUCAGAAUCAGAGGGCUUACAGGGCAGGCUAGCUCAAAUGUGCAAGCCUCCAACAACGGUAAAACAAUCUCCUGGUGAAGCAGCAGGCGUUGAGAAGCAGUUGAAGACUGCAGAUGAAGCCUUUGAUGACAUGAUUCAGAAAACUACGGCCAUCACAGUAGACCCUGAGGUAGACCCUGAUGUAGAACCACUGUAUGGAGGCAUGGCAAUUGAGGACUAUCUCUACGAGUCCUUAGUAGAGGAACCUGAAACUAAACCCAGUGUAUCUCCUAAAGAGGAACCAAGUCAAGACGCUUCUGCUGAACCGGUGAAGAGACUCCGGUCUCCAGAGGAAGUGUACGAAGAGAUGAUGAAGAAGAAAAAGGAGCUGAGGUUGAUUGAACAGGAGUUUCAACAGGCACAGUCUGCCACCAUGGAUACUCUUUCACCAGAAUCGGCAGAGACCUUCUAUGGUACCAUCUCCACCGCGGAGGCAGAGAAAGCCCCACCAGGCUCUGAUUCUAACUCUGAGGUGCCGAAGAAAAAGAAACGUCCUGCACCACCGAGACCAUCUGAGCCUCCCAAACGUCCUGAGGUGGUAAUCAUACCUAGCGCUCCGGAUGGGGAAUAUGUUCCUGCUCCUAGACCAAUGAUUCCUCAGGAUACAGUCCUUAAGCGAUCACUUUUCCCCAUACCAGAUCUCAAGAUUACCCAAUGUUCCUCUGGGGAGGAGGAGGAUGACAGUCUGGUGGAGGAGUAUGGCAUUGGUAUGUCCUCUGACAUCACACCUAGUGAUGAGUCCGAGACCAAAGACGAAGUGGAGACUCCUCCUGGCAGAGGUUGCAGCUCCUUCAGCCCCAAGUCCUUCUCCAUCCCCAUUCUCAGUGGUUGUUCAAAUGCCCGACCUGGUUUCUUCUCCAUCCCAGAAGCAUGUCCAGGGUCCAGCUCCUGUGCAAGUGUCAGCACCAAGUCCAACACCUGUGGUCUCAGCUACCCCCACUGUUGCUCCAGCAGCAGUAUCAGUUUCAACAACUGUCAUGGUUUCUACUCCAACCUAUACUCCAACUCCAGCUCCUGCUUCAGUCAUAGUCCAAAUGCCAGACCUAGUCUCAACCAUCUCAACUUAUGCCCCACUCCCAGUAUCAGCUCUGGUUACUUCACCAGCAACGACCCAGGCCACAGUGCCAAGCACACCUACGGAAGCUAUAACGGUGCAGGCACCUAUCAGGAGGGGCUCCAUUCCAUCUACACAUCAGGCAGCACCAGCAGUGAGGACCACCCCAUACGAACAGCAGACUCCCACCGAGGCAUUCUCUGCACAGGCAAUUGUCAGGAGAGGAUCUCUACCCACUGUGCGGCAACCACCACCAACAGCUGUAGUCACAACAGCAACAGUUGCGCCAAUGGCAUAUUUCGAGGGAGUCGCUACUCAGGCCCCAGGUUCGAAACACCCUCCAUUACAACUGAGGCCCUUACCACAACAAGGAGGGCGUCAAUAACCAUGCAACAGCCACUUGGCGUGGCUCAGGUGAUAUCCCUGUCAUCAGAGCAUGAGAUGCCUGUAGAGGCUUAUGUAACACACAUGCCCUACCAAAGAGAGUCCAUUCCCCCAGGAGUGCAGCCGCCAUUGCCAGCAUCUGAGACGUUAAUGUAUUCAUCAGAGUACGAAACCCCCCUGGAAGUCAUUACUACCGAGGCCUACACCAGAGGAAUGUCAGUGCCAGCAGUCCAGGAGAUUUACCAGUCUGUACCAGUGGCACCGGUAACCAUUACCAAGUUCCACCAAGAGUCCAUUGAGAGUCAGGAGAUCCGGGGGCCAGAGAAGGUGGUCUCCAGCAUGAGCCACAUGUACUCUGCUUCCAUCUCCACCUCAGGACAACCCCCUGUGAGCCUGCCCAGCCUGCUAACUCAGGUGGUCACCACGGAAGUUCAGAGAACCACCAUUUCUGUGGUCCAUGAGAUGUUCCCCCUGGUCCCUGUCCCCAACAUAGCUAGUGCUGUCACCAUCCAGCCAGAUGUAGCUAUGGUUCAACCCAUGCCUAAACAGAACAGCAAGGCCGUCUACCCUGGCGAUGUCAUUGAUCUAUGCACAGUUAAGGUGGGUGUGAAGAUGACAGACUCUGGAAUGGAUCUGACAGCCCCAGAGUCCUGUCGUCAGUCCUCCUCUACUGACUCCAGUGGGCGACACGCCACAGCAGUGCAGCCUGAGAUAGUCAACCUGAGUGCAGAACUCACACCUGCUACUACCCUUUCCGUUGUUACUGACAGCAUCACUAUAGUCACCUGCACAGCUACCAUCGCCUCCUACAGCAAGGAACUGGCUGAAAAGCCUCUGGACCUACAGGGGCAUGUGACCUCUAUGCCUCUUCCCCUCACAACUUACAAACCAUUCGAGCCUCUGGCUCAGAUUGUGUACAGACCAGUGAAUACUCGGCCCAUUGUGAGCCCAUUGAUAACCCCAGUUCUAGACACUGAAACAGAGGCUCCCAUCAAUAUGUCCUAUGGCGCACUCACCUCCACAGCAGCCACCAGGCAGCCACUGACCCUGACCUCUGCAGCUAUCACCAAUGGUGGGCCCAUUCCUCUGGAGGUCACAGGAGCCAUGGAUCUGUCUUCAUCCAGACCCCUGAAGGCCAUGGUGGUUCUGUCUGACACCAGCGCAGGGGUGGUUACCACCGUGGUGGACGAUGACGGGACGCCAGUGGACUUGACCGCUGGAAGGAGGAGUGUCUGCUGUGAUGUCAUCUACAAGCUGCCAUUCACAGGGAGCUGCAGGACACAGCCUCCGGUCACUGCUCAGCCGGACAAUCGAUUUGGCUACCGAGAUGACCACUAUCAGUAUGACAACGUUGGAGUCUACGGCAUCAAAGGUCUCAAUGGCAUCAAGGCUUCCAUGUCAGAGACGAACCUGGCCGAGACAGGAGUGUUCCCCUAUGAUCCUAAGCAUGGAUAUGACUAUCUCAGUGAAGCAGGCGAUGGGGCAAUAGACCUGACUGCAGCUCAUUUAUCAGCAGGUGAAGCUCUAGACUACACCAGCAAGGCGGCUGGAGCCUAUACAGGGAUGAACACUGAUCUGUAUCCCAAUGUCCCAGCUGCUGGCUUUGGUGUAAAUAGUGGUCUUAGAUCCUCAGAUGGUAUAGUUUAUUCUUCUAUAGCAGCCCCUGUCCCAUCGACCUACGCCAUAACCACUCAGCCCGGCUCCAUCUUCAUCUCCACCCUGCCACAUACAACCACUCUCCAGAGUCAGCUAGCCCCCCACCCCUACGGCUUCAUCGCCACCACUGACCCUGGUCAGAUUAUCAGUCUGGACACUGGCCUAUCUAAGGAGUUCCUACCCACAGCCUUAGCUGACAUCAUCACCGGCUACCCAGAUAUGUACUCAGACACCACCUUGGAGGCCAUCGCAGCCUCCCUGGAAGCCCUGACCUCCUCCCCUCUCUUCCCUGGGCUGGACGACAGUAAGAUGGCCCAGUACCAAAUGGAGAGGGAAUUCCUGGAACUGGAGAAGCUCAAGCAGCUCUGCCUGGCGGAGGAGCUGGAAUGGGAGAGGCAGGAGAUCCAGCGCUACCGAGAACAAGAGCAGAUCAUGGUGCAGAGGGAGCUGGAGGAGCUGCAGGCUCUGAAACAACAGCUGCUCAUGCAGCAGGAGGAGGAGCAUCACGCGCACCUGGUGGCCCAGCAGGAGACCUACGCUCAGCAGCGGGAGCAGCUCGAGCAGAUCCAGCAGCUCCAACUCCAGCUACAGCGCCAGCUAGAGGAGCACUACGGAACGACAGGCACCACCGGCAACCUGCUGGAAGCCCAGUAUGCAGGAGUAGGGGAUAACGGCCAGUACUGGCCUGUUAGGGAUGAGUCUUCCCCCGCUACCACUGCCACCCAGCCGGAGGGAGGGAGUCCGAAAGAGGACCAGCUUCAGCUUACCAAGAAGCUCCCUGCAGGGUCGAAACAGAUCAUGGACAGUGGUGUACAGACUGACGACGAAGAUUCGGACAGACAUUACGUGGGGAGGAAGAGGAGAAACAACAAGAGGAGCGUGGAUACCAGCGUGCAGACAGACGAUGAGGACCAGGAGGAGUGGGAUGCACCCACACGAGCCCGCCGCCGCUCUCGUAAGCACAGCAGCGAGGGCAAGCACAGCUCCAAAGUGACCAGCAUAGCCAUCCAGACAGUGGCGGAAAUCUCCGUCCAGACAGAUCACUCGGGCAGCCUCAAACGGCCCAACGUCCAGAUGGAUGCCAAGGUGGAGAUCGUCAAGCACAUCUCCGCCCCCGAGAAUUCCCAAAGAGGGGGCAGUCUGAGCUGCCAGACAGACUCAUCGGACAGGAGGCACCACACUCCGAUAGAGGUGGGCUACAGCACUCACCUGAAGACAGACCUCCCCAAGAUACUCUACUCAUCUGUGUCGCCGCUGUCCAAGAGUAAGUCCAUAGAGUUUGGCAGGGAGGAUAAGUGUGUGGGGGGUCAGAGGAUGCUGACCGGAGACCCCACCAGGUAUUCCUCCAGUCCCAGGAUGCUGAAGCCAGGACAAAAGUCCCUGUCAGACCCCAAGUCCCUCAGCCCUACAACCGAGGACAGGUUGGGAGCCUAUCACUACACAGACCCUUACACUGGUCGAGGCUCCCCCUCCAGCUCCCAGAAGAAAGUAAAAAGGACUCUUCCGGAUCCCCCUCCAGAAGAGGACUCACUGAGUGGCCGUUCAGGCUACAGCACCAACUCUGCUCGCCGCCGGCUGGCCCGCAACACCACCAUGGCUCGUGCUAAGAUCCUGCAGGACAUCGACAAGGAGCUUGACCUGGUAGAGAGAGAGUCAUCCAAGCUCAGGAAGAAACAGGCUGAACUAGAUGAGGAGGAGAAAGAGAUCGAUGCCAAGCUGAGGUACCUGGAGAUGGGCAUCAAUCGGCGAAAGGAGGUUCUGUUGAAGGAGAGGGAGAAGAGAGAGAGGGCCUACCUACAAGGAGUGGCAGAGGAGAGAGAUUACAUGUCUGACAGCGAGGUCAGCAACAUCCGGGAUGCCAGGGGUAGUAGUCAUGGUCUGGAGAGACCUCGGACAGCCCCGCAGUCUGAGUUCGACCAGUUCAUCCCCCCACAGACAGAGGCAGACUCCCAGUAUUCCACUCUGACCAGUCCCUACUCCCACUAUGCCCAGUACGUCCCUCAGACUCAGUCCAGCAGCCACUACCCCCAGCAGACACUCUACCAGCAGAAAUCUCUCUACCACCAACAAGUGUCCCCCUACCAGACCCAGUCGGUCUAUUCUUCCGUCCCCACCCUCUCCUACCCCCAGUCCUCCCACUCCCAGGCUCAGCCCAGCAGCUACCAACAGGCUCAGCUGCUCCUCAUUCAGGGGAAACAGCGUCAGAACACCCUCUCAGAACUGGAGCCCAAGAUCACCCCCAACUACGAGGUCAUGCGUAGUCAGCCUCUGCUCAUCGUGCCCUCCUCUACAGACAGCGGGUAUGCGGUGGCCCAUCUCGGGGGCAAGUAUGGCAGCCUCGACCUGAGGCUGGGGCUGGAGGAGAGGAGCAUGGCCUCCAGCCCCAUGUCCAGCAUCUCUGCUGAGUCUUUCUAUGCUGACAUUGACCACCACAAUGCCAGGAACUACGUCCUGAUUGAGGACAUAGGGGAGCUGACCAAGGGCUCGGCAGGGUUGGGCACCUCCAGCCUGGGCUCUGGCUUCACCCUGCCUGACAAGGAGCUGAGUAAGGCCGACAGACUGCUGAGGGCAGCCGAGGCCAGACGCACCGCUGAGGUGGCAGAGUUCCUGGGCAGUUCCUCGCGGCUCCAAGGCUACGGGAAAGGAGAGGAGGACUCGAUGGAAGAGCCUUACGAGCUGAAGCUGCUGAAGCAACAGAUCAAGCAGGAGUUCAGACGAGGCAACGAGGGCCUGGAGCAUCUCUCAAGCCUGGGUCUGCCCCAUUACAUUCCAAGCGAUGCCGGCUACCGACACUUCCCCAAGGCUGAGAAGUACAGCAUCGGCAGACUCACCCUGGAGAAACAAGCUGCCAAGCAGCUCCCCGCAGCUGUGCUCUACCAGAAACAAGUGAAGAACAAGAAGGCCUUGAUGGACCCUAAGAUGACCAAAUGUUCACCCAUCCAGGAGAGCCGAAACUUGGAGCCAGAUUACAGCAGCUUCCUGGGAUCGGGGGCGUCCUCGGUGACCCACCUGGAAGCCCGAGCCCGGCUGCUGCAGGAUGAGAUCACCUUUGGGCUGAGGAAGAAUCUGACAGAGCAGCAGAAAUACUUGGGCUCCUCUCUGGGGGCCAACCUGUCUGGUUCUCUCAACCUGGGCCAGUCGCUGGGCCUAGGGGGUCCCGCCAUGAGGUCCUCUCUCCAGGACGACGGCACCUACCCCAGUGGCACCCGCUCCCGCCCCUCCUCCCGCCCCUCCUCUCGUCCUUCCUCUGUCUACGGCCUGGACCUGUCCAUAAAGACAGACCUGUCCAGUUCCUCCCUCCGUCUGAAGACCGAAGGAGAAGCGCUCGAUGCAGCGUUUGCAUCGGGGGUGGCCCGAGCCAAACCCACCAGCCUGCCCAUCAGCCAGAGCCGCGGGCGCAUACCCAUCGUGGCCCAGAACUCGGAGGAGGAGAGCCCUCUGAGCCCCGUGGGAGAGCCCAUGGGUAUGGCCAGAGCCUCCGCUGGCCCACUGCCGCCCAUAUCUGCUGACUCCAGGGAUCAGUUUGGGUCCAGCCACUCCCUGCCUGAGGUGCAGCAGCACAUGAGGGAGGAGUCGCGGACCCGAGGCUACGACCGCGACAUCGCCUUCAUCAUGGACGACCUGCAGGGGGCGAUGUCCGACAGCGAAGCACUAAGUGACUCCAUGCUGACUUUGAACAGAGAUGAAGCCAGAAUCUUUCAUGAGAGUAUCAGACACGCCUACCACUUGAGGAGAGAGGACUCAGACUGGUUUGACAAGCCCAGAGAGGGCUGCCAGGGCCCGCAGGGUGGACACGUUCUGGACAGGAGACAAAUGAAGCUGAUCCCAUAUGCUUUCCCUCACUCGCGUAUUAAACUGCAGAGAGACCCCAAGGACACCAGUGUUUCAGGUAAUGGUCUUGGGAUUCGUGUGGUCGGAGGGAAAGAGAUACCCGGGACACGAGGGGAGAUUGGAGCCUACAUUGCCAAGGUUACCCCUGGAGGAGUUGCAGAACAGACAGGAAAAGUGGUGGAAGGAAUGCAGGCGUUGGAGUGGAAUGGGGUUCCGCUGACGGGCAAGACCUAUGAGGAGGUGCAGUGCAUCAUGGGUCAGCCCUGUGCAGAGGCGGAGCUUUCUGUGCGACUGGAUCUUAACAUGCUGUCAGACCCCGACUACCCUCAGGCCUUGGAGCAGCACGCUCAGUUCAAGACUGGUGAGAGGCAGCGCUCUCCAGGUGUGGAUCCUAACCAACUGGCCGCCGAGUUGCAAAAGGUGUCCCAGCAGCAGGGUCCUGGGGUGCCCGGGUCGGGGGUCGGACCAGGGGGGAUGGGGGUCCUCUCUGCGUUGGAGCGCUCCGCCCUCCUCCACUCAGGUGCUGGCUCGGGCACCUCCAGUGGCGUGCCCAGCCCUGGACAACCGGCCUCGCCCGCAAUCAACAAGAAACAACGACACAGUGCUAAGUCGACGGAGCUAUUGAAGCCACAAUCUCACCCCAUCACCGGGGAGAUCCAGCUCCAGAUCAACUAUGACAGGAACCUGGGGAACCUGAUUGUUCAUGUUCUCCAGGCCAGAAAUCUGGCUCAGAAGGACAACAACGGCUACUCCGAUCCUUUCGUCAAAGUCUACCUGCUGCCCGGGAGAGGUGCUGAUAACAAGAGGAAAACCAAACAUGCCCAGAAGACCCUGAACCCAGAAUGGAACCAGACAGUGAUCUACAAAAACAUUCACCUGGAGCAGCUUAAGAAGAAGACCCUGGAGGUGACCGUGUGGGAUUAUGACAGAUCUUCGUCCAACGACUUCCUGGGAGAAGUGCUGAUAGACCUGUCUAACACAGCCCAGCUGGACAACACUCCUCGCUGGCUGCCUCUCAAGGAGCAGAGCGAGAGCAUCGAGCACAGCCGAGCCCACCAUGCUUCCCAGGGACCCCCAGGGUCCGGAGCAGGCCAGGGGCAAGGCCAAGGCCAGGCCCAGGGCCAGGGAUCUACAGGAGGGCCCGGAAUGGGGUUGGGACAGGGUGGUCCAAACCAUGGACAGGGCCAGGGACUAGGGCCUCAUGACUCCCCCAAGAACUCAGUGAUCAAGAGUAGAAGCCAUGGGAUUUUCCCUGACCCAGCGAAAGACAUGCAAAUGAGCCCCCUGGAGAAGUCCCACAGCAGUCCCGGCAGCUCCAAGUCCUCCUCGGACGGCCAGCUGCGCUCCCAUGGCCCGUCGCGCAGCCAGAGCAAGAGCAGCGUCACGCAGGCCCACCUGGAGGACGCUGGGAUAGCCAUAGCGGCCGCCGAGGCCGCCGUCCAACAGUCCCGCCUCCAACCAAGACCAGGCCAUAGGCUGGCCGAUCUGUCAGGCUCAGUGGUGUCCUCAGCCCCCAGCCUGGUGGGAGACGGGUUCGGGGGGCUGGAUGGGGAUGACGGGCCAGGCAGCGGAAUGGACAGUGCCAUCUUCCAGGUUCCACGCAUUGGGAACACCAUUCCCAAUGGGACUGACAAGACCAGAGGACUGGGUACCCCAGAAAAUGAAGGGAAGACCCAAGUGAUGGGGGAGAUCAAGGUGGCUCUGAAGAAGGAGGUAAAGACAGAAGGAGACCAGCUGGUCCUGGAGAUUCUUCAGUGUAGAAACAUCACCUACAAGUUCAAGAGCCCGGACCACUUACCAGACCUGUAUGUGAAGCUGUACGUGGUGAACGUGGCCACUCAGAAGAGGAUCAUCAAGAAGAAGACGAGAGUGUGUCGCCAUGACCGCGAGCCCUCCUUCAACGAGACCUUCAGGUUCAACCUCAACCCCACGGGUCACUCCUUACAGCUCUUCUUGGUGUCCAAUGGAGGGAAGUUUUUGAAGAAGACGCUCAUAGGAGAGGCCUACAUCUGGCUGGAUAAGGUCGACAUGAGGAAGAGGGUGGUCAGCUGGCACAAACUGUCGGUCAGCUCCACUCAGACCCACCCCUGAGGGGAAUACGCUGAGCCAGGAGUCGUCAGGGGCCAGUGGAGGAAGAAUGGACUGGAAUUCCGGCGAGGUCGGAGAGAUCGUGAGGAGGCACGCUUUGUUCAUGUUUCAUCCUAGGUCUUAGUUGGGGAAAAAAAGAAGAAGACGAAGAAAAAAAAGACCAAGCAAAACACAGACCACGGGCCGUGAUCUGAGGGCCAGACACUGCCAGCACGUAAUAUGCACCUGAUAUGGGACAGCUUAAGCCUUCGUUCUCCUCCCUCCUGUGUCAUCUCCUAGCUUGGGCCUGUGGUACAAUAUCCAAACCUCACAGAAGGCACCAAUCAGAAGGCUGGAGCAAUACCCCCCCCCCAGGGAGCAGAGAUGUCAUCACAUCCCUUUUCCAUCCCAUGAGAACAUCUUUUUUUCCCCAGGGUCCCUUCAGUGGGGGAGUGGAUCCACAUGUCUGAUGGAAACGAGUCCUUUUUUUCUACAGUACAUCUGAGAUUUGUCUGUGUACCAUGCAUGACUAAUGCUGACGAUGACACAAUAACCAUCAACUCUGUGUGGGGCUUUGAAAUUGACGUACUUUUGUCAUGUUUUGGAAUGUUGGACAGAGAAGAAAUCUUUCUCAUAUGACACAGUUGGUUUUAUGAAACAGCAGCGAUGCUGUGAGGAUGUGUGUAUCCUCUAGUGGUUGGGAAUGGCAUUGCAGAGGAAACAGAUAACGUUGACAGCAAAUGGAAAUGUACAUUCAAAUGUAGAUAUCUAACAGUGAAACUAUAAAUCAGAGAAUGACACUAUAUCGAAAUGAGUUAUUUAUCAUGAGACUAUUAACAGAGUUUUAUCAAAGAGGAAAUAUCAUAUAACAUAUUUUAUGAGCUGUCCACGUCUACAGCCAUAGUGAUUCAUUCAGAGUAUGCUAUAAAUAAUCCAUAUUUUAUGUAAAGAGUUGAGGCUAUGAGUGGAGCACAGACAAUCUGGUCCAUUAGGUUCUGGUGUUAUGCAGUUCUCUAGAAUGUUGUUAUGCAGGUACAGUGAAUGUGGACCUACAGGAGCACAAGUGACUCAUUUAUGAGGAGAAUAAAUACCAACUGUAUAUAGGCCUUCAGAGCCUGACCUUAGUUUCACAAAGGUGAACAUUGUAGAGAUGUUGUGGUUGACAUAGUUACAGUUGACAAAGAAUGUCAUCUCUCUUUGGAACAGCCUCUAUCUGCCCCCCACACCCCUCUCUUGUGUCACUUGGAGGCACCCCUGGCCUCCAGCUGGUGUUUCACCACAGUCUGGCUGUGUUAUGUGUGUGUAUUACAGUUGUUGCACGUUGUCUGUGUUUUGUCUCAAAGAUCAAAGAAAAAAGAGGGCGGGGGGGGGGGGGCUGUAAAAUUGUCAAGUUCCUCAUUUUGUCCGUGGUUCCAAACCUGUUUCCGAAACUGUCAUUUGUUGUGGGUUCCUUUAACAACCACUUGUUGUAUGCUGUUUGCUCAGUGUCAGUGACUCCAGAAACUAUUGCAACACAGUGAACCAGCCUGUCUCACUGCCUCGGACCAAAGCGCUAUGGCCCUGCGUGGCCCAGUAAUACCGAACGGGCCCAGAACCAUUCUGAUGCAUAUAGGGUCAUGGCCCAGAGCUGGAGUACAAUGGACUACUGAUGCAUCGCUAUAGGGGGGUUGCAUGUCAACACCGCAAUACAGCAUAGUGAAGUGCAGCAUCAUCAGGUGAAUACACACUGUACUCCCAGUUCUACAGCCAGUCUUUACUGUCAAAGCAUAUCAUAGAGAGGUGUUGCAACCUCAAGCCCAGUUCCUAUCAGAGGCAGCAACGGUAGACAUUCAGUCAAGAUGUCAGUUGGGCUCAUACUGUUUGACAAAUAAAA